CGGAAUACGGAAAACAAAAAGGUUGAAAGGUUGUGAUUUCUGUUGUCAGUGUGCGCAGAGAAUCGGCGAGAAAGGCUCUCCUCCGUGUAUUUUGGACUCGAGAGCCCGUAAAGUUUUAACAAAGCGAAGGGGUUACAAUGCGAAGUGUCCUCUCACCUCGUUCCCCCGAGGGCACCGCGCGUUAGAGCAACUUGCACACCGCCGUGCUCAAUGUUAAUUAAUUCAGACGUAAGAUGAUAUGGAGUCUGAAGACGAAGUGGACGAGGAGCUGCCGGGGGUGAAACGCACGGAGGAGGUGAACCGGAACGAUAAUACAAAGAGGCUCGAGACGAUGAAAAUUUCAACGAAACCAAUGUCCUCGAAGACGGUAGAGCGAAGUGAGUGCCAGCUGGUGCGCUCACCGAAUCCGGAGGAACCGGAACUCGUCGUUCCGUACAAGAAUCCUGGCAAAACGAAAACGCAAGAAGAAUCAAAAUUACCUUUAAGCAUCAGCAUCAAGACUGACACGAAGGACAGUGAAAUAGUGAAGUUAUGUAGAAGCAAGAGGAUCACCUGUCAGGACACCAUACACGAGUACGACGAGGAUGAUGGACUCACUAUGGAAAAAGUUGGAAGAUACCUGGAAGCGCAUCCGGACGCUGCAGAGGCCUGGUUCCGUGAGAACGCGAGCCAGGAGCUUCGUCAAAGGCUUCAAGGUAUGGCCGUAAUUCAAGCGAAAUCACCGUUGAAAAAUAUACAUCAGGAGGAGAAUCUCCUGAGCAGAAGCAAACGUAACAGCGUCACAUCUGAUCUGUUCCAAAGCUGGCUGGCUUCCAGUUCGCCAGCCAAGCGCAGUAAAAGUCCCAGCAGGAUGUAUACCUCGUUGGUGGGACGAAGAGAAGAGCUCAACAGGUUGGAUGAAAGCGAUUUGUUCAUGGAGUUGAUCAGAGACGUGGCAAAUGAAUUGGAUAUCAACGUUCUCUGCCACAAAAUUUUGGUAAACGUCGGCCUGCUUACACACGCCGAUCGUGGAAGCCUUUUUUUGGCUAAAGGACCGUUGGAAGAUAGAUAUUUGGUUGCAAAACUGUUCGACGUGACACAAGACACUGAAUUGGAGGAAGCCAUUCAAAAAGCGAAGAACGAGGAGAUUAAGAUUCCUUUUGGAGUUGGAAUAGCUGGCUACGUGGCUCAAACUAAGGAAAUCAUCAACAUCAAGGAUGCAUACAAGGAUCCAAGGUUCAAUAGCUCUAUUGACAUGAGAACUGGCUACAAAACUACCCUAAUUUUAUCCAUGCCUAUCUGUAAUUACGAAGGAGACGUGAUUGGAGUUGCUCAAAUUAUAAAUAAGACUAAUGGUAGCAAUGAGUUUACCGAUAGAGACGUCGAGGUGUUCCAGAGGUACUUAACAUUUUGCGGGAUUGGGAUACAAAAUGCGCAAUUAUUCGAGCUCUCCGUGCAAGAAUAUCGCAGGAACCAGAUUCUCCUUAACUUAGCCAGAAACAUAUUCGAGGAGCAGAACAAUCUCGAGUGUCUGGUCACGAAGAUCAUGACCGAAGCGAAGGAACUUUUAAAAUGCGAAAGAUGCGCCGUUUAUCUUCUGGAUCUCGACUGUGGCGAGGCAGGACACCUCGAAAAAAUCGUCGAACGGCCGGGAAAAUCGAUGCAAGAGAGCCGGAAACCGCUUUCGAGGAGAGAGAGUAACAACAUCGAGAUGGAGGACAUUUUCCAACAGCAUGUGACGAACGAUGGAAAUAAAUUCACCACGAUCUUCGAGAUGGACAACGAGACACAGAAAGCCAAAGUGUAUAGACCUAGUGCGAGCGAUUUAUCGAAUCCAUUGAGCCAAAUUGCGAGAUACGUCGCAGCUACGGGUCAAAUUUUGAACAUCGGUGACGUGACCACGUGGCUGAAGAAGGACGUGGUUCAGGCCGGAAGCGACCCUAUCAAGAGCAUUCUCUGCAUGCCCAUAGUUAACGGGCAGAGAAACGUGAUCGGUGUCGCUCAAUUAAUCAACAAGGAUAAUGGAACAUCGUUCACGGAUUCCGACGUAUCGAUUUUCGAAGCUUUCGCCAUCUUCUGCGGCCUUGGUAUUCAUAAUACCCAAAUGUACGAGUCAGCAUGCAAGCUGAUGGCCAAACAAAAGGUUGCCCUCGAGUGUCUGAGCUAUCACGCGACGGCAAGCAACGACGAUACGUUAAAAUUAACCUCAGAACCGAUACCGUCCGCAGAAUCCUAUAAUCUGUACAGCUUCACGUUCAUCGACUUCGAUUUGACCGAUGAGGACACUUGUCGGGCAACCAUUAGGAUGUUCAAACAGUGCGAUCUGAUACAAAAAUUUCAUAUCCCCUACGAGGUCCUGUGCAGAUGGAUUCUCAGUGUAAAGAAGAAUUAUAGGCCAGUCAAGUAUCAUAAUUGGAGACACGCACUGAACGUUGCCCAGACCAUGUUCGCCAUGCUUAAAACCGGCAAGAUGGAACAGUUCAUGACCGACCUUGAAAUUCUUGGACUCUUGGUCGCCUGUUUGUGCCACGACUUGGACCAUCGAGGAACCAAUAACGCGUUUCAAAUGAAGACAGAAUCACCAUUGGCCAUCCUCUAUUCGACCAGCACUAUGGAACAUCAUCAUUUCGAUCAGUGUGUCAUGAUCCUGAAUUCGGAUAGUAACAACAUCUUCCAGAGUUUGUCUAUGGAGGACUAUAGAAGAGUGAUGAAGGUGGUCGAGAGUGCUAUACUUUCCACAGAUUUGGCGGUUUAUUUCAAAAAGAAAAACAAGUUCAUGGAGCUGAUUGAUGAGGGCGAGUUCGAUUGGCAGAGUGAAGAGAAGAAAGAACUGUUAUGCGGAAUGAUGAUGACGGCCUGCGACGUGAGCGCCAUAGCGAAACCCUGGGAGGUGCAACACCGGGUGGCCAAGCUGGUCGCCGACGAAUUCUUCGACCAGGGUGAUCUGGAACGUCUCCAACUGAACCAACAACCAGUUGCCAUGAUGGAUCGCGAAAGGAAGGACGAACUUCCCCAAAUGCAAGUCGGUUUCAUCGACGUGAUAUGCCUGCCUCUCUACAAAGUUCUCUCCGACACGUUUCCGUGGAUCAUGCCACUCUACGAGGGCACCAUGGAGAACAGACAACACUGGCAAGAUCUAGCUGAAAAGGUCGAAAUGGGUCUGACCUGGAUAGAUCGUGACACCAUCGAUGAACCAGUCGAAGAAUUCAUCUCGUACGAGCCCAAAGACAUCGAAUUCACGGUCACAACGUUGAACUGCGUGGACAGAAAGGAAGUCCCUGAGAAAUCUGCGUUAAGCAGACUUAUCUCUCUAAGGAAAGGUGGUCCUACUCUCGGCAAGGAUGUAAGGCACAGACUUAGCAGGCCAAUUUACGCGAGAAACGCUCCAGAGGACGCUGCCAAAUCCAAGGCCCUGAUUCCUGACAGGAAGAGUCGGAAUAAAUUGUGCUUGCUCAUUUGACGGCUUACGUCCACCACUCUUGAGAGCAUACCUGAAUGAU
Messenger RNA from Apis florea (little honeybee), 3479 nucleotides. It is a transcript of the gene Pde6, whose product is annotated as phosphodiesterase 6. NCBI's taxonomy places the organism in Eukaryota, Metazoa, Arthropoda, Insecta, Hymenoptera, Apidae. Gene Ontology annotation, molecular function: protein binding; 3',5'-cyclic-nucleotide phosphodiesterase activity. The record is from RefSeq and is a predicted model, not a curated record. Gene Ontology annotation, biological process: signal transduction.